Cyclopterus lumpus (lumpfish) is the source of this 4199-nucleotide messenger RNA. RefSeq names its product nuclear factor, interleukin 3 regulated, member 5 (gene nfil3-5). Gene Ontology annotation, cellular component: nucleus. The record is from RefSeq and is a predicted model, not a curated record. Gene Ontology annotation, molecular function: DNA-binding transcription factor activity; DNA binding. The transcript has 2 exons. NCBI's taxonomy places the organism in Eukaryota, Metazoa, Chordata, Actinopteri, Perciformes, Cyclopteridae. Bases 890 to 2713 code for a protein of 607 amino acids. Gene Ontology annotation, biological process: circadian rhythm; regulation of DNA-templated transcription.
AAAAACGUGACGAGGCAGCCUAAGAGCUGUUAUGCAACCGCUGACCUACUAACACAUAUCUCUAGAAAGGGAGCCGGAGAAACUGGAGCAAAGUGUCCGGCAGCACACAACACACAGGCAGCCCGAGCCAACACACGGGAACAGCACCCAGUCUGACUCAACCACCACGGACCCGAGCACCGGCAGGAGAAGGAGGCGAAAACCUCUCGGCUUUUUUUUCGGGGAGGUUUCUUCUAACGACAAAAGGAAAGGAAAGGAGGAAACGGGAGCGAGACAGCUUUUGUGUCGGGGAAGCCUGCAUCUUUUUUUUCUUCUCCGCCUGCUCCAGGGCAUGAAAAGUUAGUGGUCAGCAAACAACACCACAGAAGUUGGAUCCUCAGCGAGCCCUGAACUACAAGGACGGACCUACAUCCUCUGGAAGACACACAGAGAAAUAGUGCAGUAGCUUGACUGGCAUCACAGCUCUGCUGAAGAUUGAGGAAGACGCCGAUAAACUCAAAAUUACCCGCAACAAGACUUCGGAGACUGCUCUGAUCUGAUUGCCAGGGCAGCUGAAAGACUCUUUGCUGAAAAUACAAACUUGUUUUAUUUUUUUGGUUCCUUGUUCUGAACACUAGUUCAAUGUCUGAGGUUUUUGUGGAGUUCCACCUCUUUUUGAUCUUCUUGGCUAAUAUGGACAUAACGUUUUGAUCGAGAAAAUAAGUAACUGAAAUCAAUGAGGCUAUCCCCUUUAAGGAGCACAAUUACCUCAUCAAGAAGUUUUUGCCGAUCCUACAACUUAGGUCAAACUACUUAGUAACAAAGCAGAAGGCUCAUAUAGUUUGACAUUUGUUUCCCUUUCCCCUUUACCCUUUGCUAGAGUUACACUCUUGCCCCAGCUGGAAAAAAAAUGGAAAGUCUGAGUCUACACAUUCCAUCCACCAGCAACAAAAAUGCCAUGGAGGUCGAUACUUUUUCCUCCUACAGUGGCAGCAUCCCAUCCCCGACUCCUGAAGGUGGAGGGCGGGUCAGCCGCCAGUCUAAAGGCUCCAAGUCCAGUGCGAGCUGCCGUCGCAAGCGAGAGUUUAUUUCUGAUGAGAAGAAAGAUGCUUCCUAUUGGGAAAAACGAAGGAAGAACAAUGAAGCAGCCAAGCGCUCAAGGGAAAAGCGUCGCCUCAAUGACAUGGUGCUGGAGAACCGGGUCAUGGCGCUGAAUGAGGAGAAUGUUCGUAUAAAAACGGAGCUCCUCCAGCUCAAGUUGCGCUUUGGCCUCAUCAGCACAGCCACCUACAUGGAAAAAAGUCAGCAGAUCGCCAACAGCGCUGCUAGUGCCAACAGUAGUAGCGGGAGCAGCAAUGGCACCCCAAAUAGUAAUGCCUACCUCUCAAGCAGCGGCUACUCCAGUGCAUCCCAGGUGAUGCUGAAUUCGGACUCAUCUGAAACUGAACAGUCGAGCCGCGAGCGCCACAGCAUGCUCCACCAGUACUCUCCCCGGGGCUCCGACUCUGACAUGUCUGACGGCUCCUCCAGAGACAGCCCAGAGCCCAUGGGCUUCAACAUCAAGACAGAGCCCUCAAGUAUGGAGAUGGCCAGACUGGAAAGCAACGGGGUGUCCAAUGGUAUGCAAAGUGGGGCUUACCAUGCCAACCACACUGCACUGGUUUCUCCUCACCAGCAGAACGUGCCAUUGGCUGAAAGUGUCAUGGACUACCAGCACCACCAACAGCAGCAGAGCCACAUAGAGGCCUCAAGUCCAGCGCCUCAGGUCGCCUCUGCACAGAGGAGCGUCAUCUUGUACCGCUCCAGCAGCGGCUGUUACCCCAUGGAGACCCAGAGGCCCGAGGACCAGCAGAACAGACCACUGCAGCCUGACCAGCACUCAUCGACCUCCAAGUUCUCUGACUGCUCAGUGACCAUCACAGAGGUGGCUGAGAAACUAGAGAAGACAAAUACAAUGGACUCACCUCAGUACGAAUACACAAAUGAUAAUGCAGAGGCCACAGAGGAGCUGCAGCAAAGGUACAAUCCCAACGGCCAACAACAGCACGAGAGCCAUCACUACAGCUACCAGAGUCAGGAGGGAAGCCUUCAGCAUGAAGAAAGCCACCUGAACCCCUUUGCCCCGGAUCUGAUCAACAACACAGAGGAGGGCAAGUCCUCCUUCCCACAGCACAACGGCUACCUCAACACGCUGCACGAAGACCCCCCCGUGCUCACCUAUGAGGGAGGCCCGCGAGCCGCUGGUUUCUUCCAGGAGAACUCCUCCACUAAAGACACCUCAUCUAGUGAUGGUGACCCUCGUAGCUCUGAUAAGGAGGGCUCCACAGACGAUGAGUCCCCCUCCUCUUCCUCCUCAGACAUCACCAGCUUCCAUCAGAAGGCAGUGGGAGCUGCCGGUUCGCAUGGCGAGUUCCAAGCGGAGGUCAAAGGCACUGCCCUGCCCCACAAGCUCCGCCUCAAGUACAGAGCUCUGUCCAAUGGGGCAGCAGGACUGCAGAUGGAGGCAACAGUCAACACCUCCAUGUCCCCCUCUCCCACUUUGCCUCAGCACCCUUACUUAGCUCUCCCCAGCAACCCUCACAGCACCCAGACCAACGGGGAGAGCAAAGAGGUGGAGAAUGAGACUGAGUAUGCGGAGGAGGUAAAUUCUCUAAAUGAGAGGGAGGAGGCUAGAAAGGAGGGAGGGAAAAAGGGAUCCAGCAGCAGCAGCAGGGGUGGGCGCAACAAGAGGUGAGAUUAAGGACAAAUGGGAGCAUUUUCAUGAUUCACAUCGCCACCUUACAAGACAGACAGUUCACCUGUGUGAGGUGCAGUUAGGAUGUGAUUUCACCAAGUUUCACUGUCACGUGUUCCUCUUCCCUUUGCUCUUCUCCUACCUCCCAUCUACCCCUCUAAUGACAAUGAUGGAUCACUUAAUGAGGGAGGGGCCAGAAUGAAACUCCAGAGCAGGAGUCUGGAAUAUUUCCCUUGAGGAAAAUUCAAACAUUAUUCAAUUAUUCAUUAUUGUAAACUGCCUUGGUGGCUGGCCAGCGUUUUUAGUCGCAUUACGGGAACAUUCCUUUGACCAAAGAAUACACAUCCCUCCUGUAGCGUCAAAGAGUUACAUUCUUCCUUCCUCUGAACACACCUGUACCAUUUGACCCUCCACCCUCUUACCAUCUGCACAUACAAUUCCCCUUCACUUCUGAAGCACUUAGAUUGUAUAUUACUGUGACAUAAAUUUGCAUAUAAGGAAUAUAUAUUUUAAGAAGAAAAAUGUGGCAAAAAUAACAAACAAAAAAAUAAAGCAGUGGGAUGCGGAAUUCAUAGACUUAAAAGUGAUUUCUUUGUUCUUGUUGAGACACCUUGUAUAGAUGCUGUCUGUCUCUAAAAUGACUCAAAGACUUUGAGCCACAACUUGUUAAAAAAAAAAAGAGAAAGGUACACUUUUUCAGGUGACAUGAGUUAUUUGACACUCAAAGUUGUCAAAACAGUCAAGGUCAAUUAUUCGCAUAUCAGUCAAGGCCACGCAGUCACACAUUGCUGUUUGCAAAACCUGACAAGCACAAGGCAAGCCUCGCCUGCCAGCCGUUCAACGAAAAUCAAUACAUCUUCAUUUCCAGACAAAUAUUGUCCAAUAAAUAAAAUGUCUCUCCAGUCGCAAACCAGCAAAGCUGCUCUCUCUUCAUAUGGUGCCUCUUUAUUAUUUUGUCCCAACUUGGCCGAUGUCUUAACAGUCCCACUCACCUCUGCACUGAGUUGUUUUAGCUACAAUGUGUACAAGUUUAACUGUUUCACGUUCUGGUGCCUGCCUCUGGCCACUAUGUAUAAAUGUAAAGUUGUCUCUCUAUCUCUUGUAUACUGCUGUCAUUAUUUUAUUAUUAUUUUAUUAAUAUUGUUAUUUUUUAUUAUAUUCGUUUAUUAUUUGGGCUAUUAUUAUGUGCAUUUUUCUGUCAACCUGUUGUGACAUUUUGCCCUACACUCUUCCUGGUUGUGCUGUGUAUUUUACCCAUGAAGCCCUUUUGCCCCAGUUACCAUUUGUACUCUGUGUUACCGUAUAACCUUUGUUGUUUGCCAAAAGGCUUUCCGAAAAUGAAAAAAAAGAAAUUUGAACAAGGCUUGUCCAGAAGUGAUUAUGUAUUGCUAUACUUCAUGUGGAUAUGCAAAAUGGUUACAAAAACACACAUUUUUGAUUGUGAAAGAUUCAAAAUGGAGAAAAAAAUAAACGGUUGUUGAAUUUA